This is a messenger RNA of Vitis riparia (riverbank grape), 2015 nucleotides long. RefSeq names its product pentatricopeptide repeat-containing protein At1g03540. Lineage: Eukaryota; Viridiplantae; Streptophyta; Magnoliopsida; Vitales; Vitaceae. The coding region runs from base 34 to 1935 and encodes 633 amino acids. The record is from RefSeq and is a predicted model, not a curated record. Gene Ontology annotation, molecular function: protein binding; RNA binding. Gene Ontology annotation, biological process: RNA modification. The transcript has a single exon.
CAAAAAUCAGUUGUAGUGCUCCACUCACUCCGUAUGCAACAUUUGAUGAAGCCCUUGUUCAAACGCUAUUAUAGCUUGCUCACCCCUCUCAAUCUCUCCGACAACACAAACCCAUUUUCCAAAAUCCUCCAACUCUGUAAAUCCGGUGAGCUUUCCGGCGCUCUACAACUUUUAAAAUCCAUAGAUCCCGGUGAAAUAUCCGCAAAACCAGUCCUAUAUGCUUCUCUCUUGCAAACAUGUACCAAGGUUUUGGCAUUCAACCAUGGCCUCCAAAUCCAUGCUCAUGUAAUCAAAUCUGGUCUCGAGUUUGAUCGGUUUGUUGGGAAUAGCUUACUCACGCUUUAUUUCAAGUUGGGUACCCAUUUUCCCGAGACCCGGAAGGUGUUUGAUGGUCUUUUUGUUAAAGAUGUGAUAUCGUGGACCUCGAUGAUAUCGGGGUAUGUUCGGGUAGGGAAACCUAUGAACUCUCUUGAGUUGUUCUGGAAAAUGUUGGCUUAUGGGGUUGAGCCAAAUGCGUUUACUUUGUCUGCCGUCAUCAAGGCUUGUUCUGAGCUUGGGGACUUGAAACUGGGUCGGAUAUUUCAUGGGGUAGUUUUAGGACGUGGGUUUGAUUCAAAUUAUGUUAUUGCUAGUGCUUUGAUAGACAUGCAUGGGAGGAACUGUGCUUUGGAUGAUGCGCGCCAAUUGUUUGAUGAAUUGCUUGAACCGGAUGCUAUUUGUUGGACAUCGAUCAUUUCUGCGUUGACAAGGAACGAUUUCUUUGAUGAAGCUUUGAGAUUUUUCUAUUCCAUGCAGAGAGAUCACGGGAUGUGCCCAGAUGGAUUUACAUUUGGGACAGUCUUAACUGCCUGUGGGAAUCUAGGGAGAUUGAAGCAAGGUAAAGAAGUGCAUGCUAAGGUCAUUACAACUGGAUUUUGUGGAAAUGUGGUUGUGGAGAGCAGCCUAGUGGACAUGUAUGGAAAAUGUGGUUCAGUAGGCGAAUCUCAACGCAUUUUUGAUCGAAUGCCAAUAAAGAAUUCAGUUUCUUGGAGUGCAUUGCUUGGGGGAUACUGUCAGAAUGGAGACUUCAAGUCUGUUAUUCAGAUCUUUAGGAAGAUGGAAAAGGUUGAUCUCUACUGUUUUGGAACCAUACUUCGUACCUGUGCAGGUUUGGCAGCUGUUAGACAAGGGAAAGAGGUCCACUGCCAGUAUAUAAGGAAGGGUGGUUGGAGAGAUGUUAUCGUAGAAUCAGCUCUGGUUGAUCUUUAUGCAAAGUGUGGUUGUAUUGAGUAUGCACAAACAAUCUUUGAUCAGAUGCCAGUCAGAAAUUUGAUAACUUGGAACUCAAUGAUUGGGGGGUUCGCUCAAAAUGGAAGAGGUGAAGAAGCUCUUAGGAUAUUUAAUCAGAUGGUUAAGGAGGGGAUAAAGCCUGAUUAUAUUAGUUUCAUAGGGAUUCUUUUUGCUUGUAGUCACAGAGGCUUAGUUGAUGAAGGACGAGAAUAUUUUAUCUCAAUGACUAAAGAUUAUGGAAUUAAGGUUGGAAUUGAGCAUUAUAGUUGCAUGGUUGAUCUUCUUGGCCGCGCUGGACUAUUAGAAGAAGCUGAAAUUUUGAUAGAGACUUCAGACUUUAGAGAUGAUUCAUCUCUCUGGGCUGCUCUUCUUGGUGCUUGCACAACCUGUACAAACUAUGAGAUUGCUGAGCGCAUUGCAAAGAGGGUGAUGGAAUUGGAACCUGACUACCAUUUGAGUUAUGUUCUUCUUGCUAAUGUCUACAAGGCAGUUGGCCGGUGGAAUGAUGCUUUAAGGAUUAGGAGGUUAAUGAAAGAUAGAGGUGUUAAUAAAAUGCCUGGCAAGAGCUGGAUUGAAACUAAGAACAACUUGGGUUCUAGUUUUGAUUUUGAGAAUUCACUUGUUCCUGGAGAAAGCAAUUUUCUAGAUGUGGAAGGUAUGGGGUGAUGUUGACAAGAUGGGAAUUAGUUAUCAACUCAAUGCUCAGGGCUUAAGAGUAACAUUGAUUGAAUGGUUUUUGUUUCCCA